This is a messenger RNA of Pseudo-nitzschia multistriata, 2020 nucleotides long. The record is from the annotation of a GenBank genome assembly. Lineage: Eukaryota; Bacillariophyta; Bacillariophyceae; Bacillariales; Bacillariaceae.
CAUGAGACAAAGAAUAUGUAAUGGUCGGCCUUUCCAGACUACCCAUGAUGUGCGAAACAAAGCCAAUGAUCGUGUAAAAAAUACAGUAAACAAUUAAGUAUGGAAUGAAUGAUUGGCAAUGCAAUAGAUGCAAGCGGGAUGAUUUCGUCGGAUAGUCUUUCGGGAUGGCGGGAAGAAAGCUGAAAGAAACAAAGCACACAAGGCAUUUGCUUGUUUCCCAACGAAUUCUUUGUUUCCUUUUUCUUGCUUGGAUGGAAGCAACGAAGCCCACGUGCUCGUUUACACCAUGAUCAAAGCGGGGAGGACGGCCGCAACUCCUGCAAGCGCGCUCGCAGACACCGUCGAGGAGGAAGAAAUGCUCUCGCUCGAAUCUUGUUGGGUCGCCAUGGAAGGCGAUCCGGCCUGGCCGCUGGAUUUGGUAGCAGAUGAUCCAUCCGAGGCAGCGCAGGUGGGGAAUUCCACUACCUCGAGACAGCCACGAGAAAUGUGCACCCCGAGCUGAGGCGACAUUCCAAUGGCGUACAUGAGAUGCAUCGCGUUUGGUUUGGAUUCGAACGACUGGUGGAAGGAGAGUUUCACGGUGUCCUGGGAAGCGUCCAUCGAUUGGCGCUCGAUCUUGAUCGCCUCGGAAGGAAGGCUCAGCUGAACGUUGGAAUAACCAAGAGUUUCGUCAAGCGGCCAGAAGGAGUCAUAGAUGGAACCCAACGCGUCUUGGUCCAAUCGCUUUGCCCCGGCAGCGAGGCUUCCGGCGUAUGCCUUAGGGGCAGUUUCGUUGGGACCUUGGGUGACCAUGACGAUCUUGCUAUCGCUGCCAUCAAUGGGGUUCAUGGCACAGACCUCUGUCGGGCGGUAUCCGAGAGAAACCCAUGGCAGCUGGGCCCCCUUUUCGGUGGGGAUGGGUGUCACAUCAAGCCACUCUACCGAAAGCUUCACGGAUUGGGAAGAAGGAUCGUAGCACGAUUCGACACGGACACGGCCUUCCUCCGUCAAGGCAACCCCCGUGUCUCCUGCGGGGACAUCGACUGGAAGGUUCGCCUUCAUAGGGGGCUGCCAAACCGGACUAAAGGUGUAAACGUUGGAAAACCAAGAGUUGGAAUCGACCUCGAGGUUACUGGGUACGUGUACCUCGAGCUGAGGGGGUCCAACGGUCGAUGGCUCGCCGUCAUCGCCAUUCGCAGAUUGAAUCAAGGGGCACGACCCACCGCUUGCCUCAAGAUUUUCGAUCAACAUGAACAAGUCGUCAUCUUCAUCCGAUAGCAUUUCGUGGUUUGUGUAGACCUGGAGCAUGUCAUCUCCAAAGCCUUCUCCGGGAAUGUUGAGAAUGAGCGGCCAGUGGAUGGCGUCGUCGUCGGAAGUGGUUGCGUUCUGGACCAUCAGUUUUCGGUUGCGCUUUGGGUUGCUCUUUGGGUUGCCGGUUACGCUCAUUGUGAAAUACUGCGAGGCGAAAUCCUUUUUCCGCCAUUGUUUGACGAGGCGCGGGAUGUUCCCGUCGGCGUAGUAUACAUGCUGAUCACCAAGGUAUUGGACAUCGGUAUCGUCUCCUCUGUUAUCAAGAAACCAAUCGGGUCGUAUGUUUCCAACAACCAUUAAGUUCAUAUGGUUGCACUCUUCGAUCAGCGAGGGAUCGGUUUCUCCAAYUUUCACCUCCGUACUGUUCUUCCAGGUGAUAAAAUACAUUUUCGAUCCGCGGUGAAUCAUUGUCGUCAACGGAUCACCCUUCGAAAAAUCGGUGUUCUUGUUGCAUCCAACGACCCCGUUCUUGCUUUCUUCCUCGUCGAUGUCGUCACACGGUCCCUGCCCGAUCGUUCGAAGGAUUCCGUUCGAGAAGGUUGUAUCGGAACGCUUCCAGUUCUUGUCCAGACGGUAAAACGUUCGUCCCUGGCUGCGCCAAACGACGUCGUCGCUGCCAAAGGCCAUCGACUGCGUGUCAAAGUCGGUGGCCCAGGCCAUUGGCCACAUGUAAGGAGAUCCCUCGGCGGGAGUGCCGGGGCAGGCGGCUGAAUAACCGUUGGAAAAACCU